Penicillium malachiteum is the source of this 1338-nucleotide messenger RNA. RefSeq names its product FAD-binding oxidoreductase. The transcript has 7 exons. The coding region runs from base 1 to 1338 and encodes 445 amino acids. Gene Ontology annotation, molecular function: FAD binding. NCBI's taxonomy places the organism in Eukaryota, Fungi, Ascomycota, Eurotiomycetes, Eurotiales, Aspergillaceae. The record is from RefSeq and is a predicted model, not a curated record.
AUGGUUUUCAACACAAGAGCGGCUUUUGAAGAAUUCAAGAGUGUCUUCCCCAACAAAGUGAUCACCUCCGAUACCAAGUCCGAAUACCAGGCAGCGGUCGCAAUUCCCUGCAAUCGUCAAAAAACGGGAUCAAAGUUCGCAAUUCGCACCACUGGGCAUAAUCCCAAUGCCGGCUUCAGCAGCGCUGAUGAGACGGCGAUCGUUUUGGAUAUCCGUCAGCUUCAGUCAAAGGAGCUCGGCUCAGAUGGAGUCGCCCGAGUGGGAUCUGGAAAUACUUGGGGCGAGGUGUAUACCUGGCUUCAAGGACAUAAUUUGUCGGCGAUUGGUGGUCGUGAUCACAAUGUUGGGCUGGGGGGUUUACUACUUGGAGGUGGCCUGGGCGCUUCUCCAAAUAUGCAUGGACUAGGUGUUGAUGGUGUCAAGAACUUUGAGGUCCUCUUGGCCGAUGGCACAUUGAUCAAUGCCAAUGCGAAAGAAAACACCGAUCUUUUGCGCGCUCUGAAGGGAGGUGGACCUAACUUUGGUAUUGUGACAAGAUUCGAUUUGGAAACCCACCCUCUUAUCAAGGUAAAAUACGAAAUCAACCUGUAUAAGCUAGAGGAUCAUGUGGAGAUCAACAAGGCAACAGCGGCGGUUCAAGAGGCCAUGGAAAGUGACCCCAAAAUUGGAUUGUUCACAAAUUUCAACAACGGGUUUGCCGCCGUCGGCUUACUCUAUGCCAACACUCCCCACGAGCGACCUGCCGUAUUUGCUCCUUUCUAUCAUCUGCAAAGCCUGAUAAGCGCAGCCCUGCCUUCCACAGAUGGCGCUCUUUUAUCGCUAGCUCAAGCUAUGGGUCAUGCGCAAGAGUCCAAGAAGCGGGCUAUUUCUACUGUCACCACCAGAGUAUCACAGGACCUUUAUGAAUGUGCUUACAAGGCGUGGGCAGAGGUUUGUAAGAUCCUGCCAACCGACUGUGUUCUGCAUUAUACAAUUCAACCGUUCGGCAAGGCUGCUGCCCAGGAAGGAGAGGAUCGUGGAGGGAACAUAAUGGGUCACCAGGGUGUUGCAAAGUGCUGGUGGGUUUUUACAUGUGAGUGGCCUGAAAGUGAUAGCGAUGAUAUUGUAGCACAAAAAGCAGUGGCCACGAUGGCUGAAAGUGUUGAGGUACUGGCAAAAGAAAAGGGGCUUCUACUUGAAUUUAAGCCUAUGGGAUUUGCUACCGGAUCGCAAAACGUCCUUGGCAGUUACGGAGCCGCGAACCUCAAGCAGAUGCGGGAGGUGGCGGCCAAGUACGACCCUGAAGGGCUUUUUCAGAGAUCUCAGUAUGGUGGCUUUCUUCUACGUGACACUAUCUGA